AUGGCCGGACGACUGGCGAGCUGGACCGAGGACAAAGACAAGAAAGAAAUACCGGAACUGCUGCUCAACCGGUUGCUGGUAGCCGAGGUGUUCCUGCAGAUGCUUGCUUUGGGGUUGGGGACGAUCGCCCUCGUCUGGGCUACGGUGGUGCUGCUCGGCGGUUUCUCCUCCGCGCUCAUGACAAUGGAUUUCUGGUUCGUCACGGCUAUCGUCUUUGUAGAAACCGCCAGAAUCGUCGGCUACAACUCGGCGCCCGAGGCCAAAUUCUUCGUCGAUGUUCCGGCAGCUUUCUUGAGAAGGAAAACCUUGCAGGUCGGAAGUGCGACCGCCGGUUUUGUAGGACUAAUCACAAUGGGGCCAGCACUGGUUGCUGUUACUCCCAUUUUCGCAGCAUCGGCCUGCAUGACGCUGUCAAUCUGGCGUCUGCAAAUAAGCAUCGGUAGUCAUGGUUAUGCAGGCUCAAAUGCUCCAUCCGGAAAUGGCAAUUUGUUGCCAGCGCUCAUCUUGUUCUACGCCCUGGUCCUCACUCAAGGCGCAUUGUUCCUCAUGUGGCUGGUUGUUGCUAUGAGUCGUUCAGCACAAGCUGAAAAUUUGUACUUCACAGGGGAAGAGAAGAAGAUAACAACUGAUAGAUAUAUUGCUCGCACACUCGACAUUUGCGUCGAAAAGGGCGUUGUUAGCACCAUGAACAGGACUCUGGUCACUUUUGCAGAAGAAUUGCUGCAAUCUGAACAAGAUAAUGACCACGAAGAUGCAGUUUUAGUUCUACACAAUGUGAUUAAGAGGGAAGAACGUAGAGAUGGAGCGACUAAGCAGAUUUGUUCUUCUGAGCAGUUGGUUUGCAGGUUGAUUCGGUUGUUAAGCUCAAAAAGCCCCUAUAAACUAGAUACCCGGAUACAUGCAGCAGAAAUCGUAAAGGAUAUAUCAAAAAAUCUGUAUCUAGCUAACAUACCUGGAGCAGCCAACUCCUUAUCGUCUCUACUUGAUGCUAGAUUCAUGACAAAAGCAGCACAGACAAGCCACAACACUGGAGAAAUCGUAGUCAGCAUUAAAAGGGACAUGUCGUCUCUUAUUGUUCAUAGCCUUCAGAUUCUUUGCAAGCUCGCUGAGGACCCGGGGAACUGCACAGAGAUGUAUAACACCAAGGAUCUUGUGUCCAAGAUAAUAGCGUCACUUACUCAUGGGCUGCAUGUAGCCGUUGUCAACAAUAAUGAAGAUGCAACAGUUGAGAUUGUGAGAGAAUCCUUAGGCGUCUUGGCCAAGCUUACCAGCGGGACAGGUGAAAGCAGUACAGAACUAUGCUGGUAUCUAUUGGACAAUAGCACAACGGUGGUUGGCCACAUGCUUUUCAUCUUGAGAAACAGUAGCCACACAGACUUGAAGAUACAGGCGGUGAAAAUGCUUACAAGCCUUACUUUGGGUCGUCGACUGCCAAAAGAACGAAAAGGGCUUGUUUUGGGCCGAGUUGAGUGCCCAGAUCUUCAGCAGAUGGUCACAAUCUUAACAAAUGAUGAAAUCUCCAAGGAGGACAGAGCUGUGACGGCGCGAUUGUUAGCAGAACUCUGUGCAAACUCUGGAUCAGCUCACGACAGGAACCGAAUGAGACCAAUCUCCAGUGCAUUGUCCACAGUACUGAAAGUUAUAGGCAACACUCAAUGCACAAACGACGUUGAUGCCGACACUUGGAAAGUUCUUGGAGGCUUAUUAGACCUUACCGUCCAGAUUUGUGUCAAUCUUGCCAUUCCUGCAGACGCUUUUGCUGCUGCGGUCAAGGGGAUUCCAGAGGAGGAUCAUGUGUUUGUAAACAAGCUGAAGGAGAUAGUUGAUACUUGUAUGGACAGAUUUUCCAGAAAUAGGUCUAAGGGCAGCGAGGAUAUUGUUUGCCUGAUGACCAUGAAGGCCGCUGCCAAGUUCGCUACGUGGAUAAUGGAGAUCAACUGCCAUUACAUCGAGUGUUUUUGCCAGGUGAACUUUCUUGAGAAACUCGACACCUCCAUAAUCGACAUGGCAAACCUGGAAAAGUACAUGAUCUUAACCGGUUGCCGUGAUGAGUCUGAACGUUAUGAGACGCUCUCGUCACUAGUAACACGUGCUAAGGAUUUGGUUUCGCGGCAAGAGGCUUGA
This is a messenger RNA of Miscanthus lutarioriparius, 2124 nucleotides long. Lineage: Eukaryota; Viridiplantae; Streptophyta; Magnoliopsida; Poales; Poaceae. The record is from the annotation of a GenBank genome assembly.